Molecule: messenger RNA, 3359 nt
Organism: Ruditapes philippinarum (Manila clam)
Lineage: Eukaryota; Metazoa; Mollusca; Bivalvia; Venerida; Veneridae
Exons: 2
Coding region: 59-2155 (698 amino acids)
Molecular function (GO): protein binding
Source: RefSeq, a predicted model, not a curated record
GUGUGAAACAUUUGAAAUUCCAACUUUCGUUUUCGUAUUGUACAAUUUCAAUGUAAGAAUGUCGAGGGUACCAGAUUACGCUCACAAUUUAUCACUUAAAAUGUCUCAAGUGAUGGAUAGGAUUUGUGUUAGCGAGAAGAUAGUGAUGAAAAGAAGAAUAUCAGGGCUACUGCGUGAAUCACUAUUUGCGUUUAAUCAUAAGCUACGCGAUAAAGAUUUGAAUGUAUUCUUGUUCGGUAGUCAAAUAGAAGGAACAACAACUCCAGGAUUACAGCCGGACGUAGAUUGUAUUAUAUCUAUAAAGAAUUAUAAUGUGAUACAGGACUUGAGUGCAUGGCAAAAUGGUAAAGUUAAUUUGUUGAUGAUACAAAAUGAGAAUGUCUCACCAGGAUAUUGUUUGUUACAAGCGUUAAGAGGUGAUGCGCCUCUACCACAAGAAGUUGAAGUUGAUGACAAUUUCUAUAGAGACAGAAUGGGUAGACUAUUGUUAAAAAAUACAAUGUUUGAUGGUUUACAUGACGCAGUAAGAAACGGCCCUGCUCAUUCUUUUCAAGGUGUUCCUGGACUCGAAGAUAGUGAUUUCGUUGCUGCCUUGCCCUGUGAUUUAAGACCAGUUCAAGCACAGCAUUGGUUUAAUCAGCAUGGAGAAGAGCAUUGGCCUACAAGUGGUAUGAUACAGUACUGCAGUAACACACGAUGUUUUGUUGUAGGCGUUGGAAAAACAGGAAUUGCAAAUGAAAAGUUUGAAUGGAGAAUAUCAACAUCAUUUGCAGAGAGAUUUUUAAUGUUUACUCUAAACAUAACACAAAUUAGAUGUUAUGUUUUGAUGAAAAUGAUUUUGAAAACAUUCAUAAAACAAAGAUUUCCUAACAGCAUUUCAAGUUUCAUGUGUAAAACCGUUUUGUUACAUUGUAUUUCAGAUACAAGAUCUGACGCAUGGAAGGAAAAUACCCUCUUUACUUGUCUAUCAUUUUGUUUAUUAAGACUUUACGACUGUGUUCAAAAUGAAUACUGUCCUCAUUUCUUCAUCACACAAAAUAACUUGAUGAGCGGGCGAUUUACUCCAGAAACAAAGCCGUUAAUACUUAAAAAUCUUCGAUAUGUAAUCGAAAAUAAUAGAAGGGCAUUACUCGGAAUUGAAUGCGACUACUUUGGUUCAUUUCUUCAGUCAAGUUUAAACGGUAUUGAAAUUUAUAUACCAACACAUUAUAUGCCAACAUUCAUUGCUUGGGAUAUACUAAAAAAUUCAGCCCUUGCUAUAAGCAUAGAAGUCAAAGUUCUGUUACGUGACGUGAAUAAUUUAUCACCAAGACUUGCAAUGCAAAAACUUUUAAAAUUUAUUUCAAAUCACUAUUUUCAGAAUUUCAUAUUCGAAAAUAGAAAAGCUUACCGUUUGUUAUCAAGAUAUUUAUUUAGUACUCUUGGAUCUAUUCUAGCAUCUUUAAACAUCAACCAACAAGACAAUUUAGCAUUUAAGAAGGCGCUUUCAUGCAUGUCAUUAGGACUUGACACCGAUGUAGCAUCUGGUAAACUGAAACUAGCAUCAAUGUUCUAUUGUACCGGAGAUAAUGUGAGGACUGAACUUAUCCUGAAAAAUAUCGAGGAGUGUUAUGAUCUAAGUGCUGUUGAACCAAUGUGUGGGUGUUACUUUUUCAAGUAUGCCCAACCAAGAGAAAAAUUCUACAGAUUAUGCUACGAGUCAAUCAAAGAAUGCGCACUACUUAAAGAUAUAACAGCAUCAUGUGUCUGUUUUAUAAAAUGUGAAAGAAACUGUUGUCCAUUAGAACUUCAACAUGAAAUGUUUAGAUCAAAACAGGAAAACAUUGCUUACAGAAAUGAAUAUGAGUAUUGGAUGGACAUGGCCGUUGUAGAUUCUCUCCCUUACCUCUAUUUCAUGCAGUACAAGACAUAUUCCCGUCUAGGAAGACAAGAUGAUAAACAGAAGGCUCUCUCUAACAUUGCCAGAACCAUUGAUGUUGAACCAAAUCUCGGACAUAGGGAAACAGCACUUAAUCUUCUAGGACAGUGUAUGGAACAAGAGAAUAAUGUAGAAAAUGCUUUCAAAUGUUAUGCGCGUUCCCAUCAGAUUAGAGGACGAUAUAAUUGGGCAAAAAUCCAUAUUUGUAAGCUGUUAAACAAAUUGAUCAAUAACUAGUUAUAACUUAUUUUGGAACAGGAAUACCGCAAGGAAGAUUCUUCGAAAUGCUUUCUGAUGUCCUUAAACAUACGAAGUAGAUAUAAUUCAGCAAAGUUUCAUAUCUUUAGACUGUUAGCAUCCAAUCAUAAGUUAUAUGUUUAAGGGCAUACACAGAUUACUUACAUUGCAACAGCGUAGGUAUGGUUACGACAAACGUAUCAUAACCAAGCAAAAUGCUUUGAUUGCCACAAAAAGUCUUUACAUACAGAAGGGAAGAAGCCUUUUGGAUGAACAUGGCCAUUGUGAAUUAGUUUAUUUUAUUUUCUGCAAAACAAGAUAUCGUGGGAUAUAAUAGGAAAUAUAACAAUAAACAGAGAAAUAAUAAUCCCUUGAAUAGAUAUCGAGGACAUAUGACAAAAACACUGAACAUUCGUGUACAGUGCAUAUUAUACAUUGUCAUUGUAAUGAAGUAACAAUGUUUGCAAAAGUAUCUUACAUCAGUCACUUAUUCUAUAGUUUGAACGUUAUUAGUUUAUAUAGAAAUUGGCCAUCAGUGUUUUAUGAUUGCUAUACCAGAGUUCUUUAUUAAUGGUGGGGUGUUUUGCCAAUUAACUGUCAAUUCAAACACAAUGUUAUUUCAAGUAUGUCAUCGUUGUUAUAUCAGAUACGGUAACAUUUUUAUCCGAGUGAAAGUAUAAUCUUGGUAUUUGUGUCAGAUGUUGAGUAAUAAAUCAUAUAAAAUUGCUAAUAUACUCUUAUGGUGUCUGUGUUUUACAAACAGUUCUAUUUUUUCAGUAGUGACAUUGUUAAAUCAGUAUUUUGACAGUACUUAAACAUUUUAUAACAAUAUAAUGGUACAUACUUUUUUCAACUUAUUUUCUGUUUGAUAGUUUGUCAGCAAUUAAAAUAUCAUGUAUUUUAAAUGUAAGGAACACAACUUGUAUUGUUAUAUAAUGUAUUCACGUACUUCAGAGUUAUCUGUUCAAUGUUAUGAUUAAAUAUUUUGUCUGAAUAUGCUUUAGAUCUUCAUAAUUUUAUUAUAAAUUUCUUCACGUGUAGGUGAAAGUGAACACUUAACAGUGUUGAUAUUUCAGAUACAUCAUAAAACUGAAGGUUACUUUUGCUCCGGUCAAAAGUGGCCCAUUUUUUCAUUUUAAUAUUAUGUAUGUUUAUUUUUCUGGUUCUCAAAUAAAUAUAACACUUAAACUACUGAAUUUGUGUU